Cladophialophora immunda is the source of this 1950-nucleotide messenger RNA. RefSeq lists its product as uncharacterized. Gene Ontology annotation, molecular function: ATP transmembrane transporter activity; calcium ion binding. The record is from RefSeq and is a predicted model, not a curated record. Gene Ontology annotation, biological process: transmembrane transport. The transcript is spliced from 4 exons. NCBI's taxonomy places the organism in Eukaryota, Fungi, Ascomycota, Eurotiomycetes, Chaetothyriales, Herpotrichiellaceae. The coding region runs from base 338 to 1837 and encodes 499 amino acids.
GUGGUUACUGAGCUAGCUACAGGUAUUAUGAGCCAGUCAAGUACAACCCCACAGCACGUCACCCUCCCAAAGCACACCUCAGCAAUCCCUCACCAACUGCCCAGCUUUUUCGUUUCUUGCCCUGCAAACAGAGCUUCAGACUCUUCUUCCCUCCUCAAUACUUUCGCUUCGCAGUCGGCUGGGCCACUUCUGACCCUUUAGCUGACCCCCCCGACACCUCUACCGCCUCACCAACCUCUCAAUCAGUCACCUCCGAAGCUUCGCCUGGUGAAGAGAAGGACACAAUCAUGCUCCCCCACAGAUAGCCCUUCUUAUCAUUUGCACCAUCGGAUGUAGCAUGAACGGAGAGUCACAUGAACGCCGCGAUGAGCGGAUUCAAGAGCUAUGGCGCAACCUUGACACUCGAAAUGAGGGUCAGCUCGACCUGUCUGCCCUCAAGAAAGGCCUGCGCAAAAUCGACCACCCUCUGAAAAACGCCGAUGCCUUACUCCACGAUGUCCUCAAAGCGGUCGAUACCUCGGGCGAUGGACGCAUACAAUAUAACGAGUUUAGGGUGUUCGUGGAACAUGCCGAGCGCGAACUCUGGCAACUUUUCGAAAGUAUAGAUAAAGACCACAACGGCGCGCUGGACAAGGCAGAGCUCCGUGCCGCAUUCAGCAGAGCGGGCUUGACAAUAAGUAACGCGAAGCUGGAUCAAUUUUUUGACGAGGUCGAUGUCAACCAUGACGGGCAGAUUUCCUUUGAUGAAUGGAGAAAUUUUCUUCUCUUCCUACCUGCGAGCGCACCCACUCUCGGGUCUCUUAUAUCAUAUUACUCGGCGACAGCAAAUGUCAACCAAGAGGGCGAUGUCCAUAUCAAUGACACCCUUCAAGGAUUUGAAAUCCUCAUCCCACUAGGCUAUUUCAUAGCAGGUGGCUUAGCAGGCAUGAUCUCGCGGACAGCCACAGCUCCACUGGACCGACUCAAAGUCUACCUAAUUGCACAGACGAAUCCCAAACAGGCGGCGGUAGAAGCGGCCAAAAAGGGGGCACCUCUCCAGGUGAUUAAGAACUUUGCCCGGCCAUUGGUCGACGCAUGUAAAGAUCUGUGGCGAGCUGGAGGAAUGCGAAGCCUUUUCGCCGGGAACGGACUCAAUGUCGUCAAGGUCAUGCCGGAGUCAGCAAUCAAGUUCGGUGCAUACGAGGCCGCGAAGAAGAUGUUUGCCGAGUUUGAGGGAUCAGAUCCAAAGCAUCUACACCCGACCUCUCAGUUCCUAGCCGGUGGCAUUGGUGGCGCGGUUGCUCAAUGCGUGGUUUAUCCUCUUGAUACUUUGAAAUUCCGCAUGCAAUGCGAAACGGUUGAAGGCGGCUUACAUGGAAACGCAUUGAUCGCCCAAACGGCGCGGAAGAUGUGGAAACAGGGCGGACUCAUGCCAUAUUACCGAGGGUUAGGGAUGGGCCUCGCGGGUAUGUUCCCUUACAGCGCAAUCGACCUGUUCAUCUUUGAAAACUGCAAGCAUUUUGUGCUGGCCCGAAAAGCCAAGAAACACCGCUGCCACGAGGAGGAUGUCGAAAUGAGCAACUUUCACACAGGCAUCAUUGGAGCAACUUCGGGGGCGAUCAGCGCGACGGCUGUCUACCCGAUCAAUCUGUUAAGGACGAGGUUGCAAGCCCAAGGCACAGUGCUGCACCCGCCCACAUACAAGGGCAUCGUCGAUGUUACGAUCAGAACGGUCCAGGGAGAAGGAGUGAAAGGAUUGUUCAAGGGAGUGACGCCGAACCUUUUGAAGGUAGCGCCGGCAGUCAGCAUCAGCUAUAUUGUCUACGAGAACAGUAAGCAGUUGAUGGGCCUCCAUUGAUCUGGGGCAUACCUUGUUCGGCCAGAGAUAGACACCCCAAGCAACGAAUUUUAUGAAAGUAUGUGUACAUUAGACUUCGUGAAGAAAGCAGCUCAUUUUUAUUUGUUUUUGUC